Messenger RNA from Phlebotomus papatasi, 16908 nucleotides. It is a transcript of the gene tai, whose product is annotated as transcription factor SPT20 homolog. Gene Ontology annotation, biological process: cellular response to hormone stimulus; positive regulation of transcription by RNA polymerase II. The record is from RefSeq and is a predicted model, not a curated record. Gene Ontology annotation, molecular function: nuclear receptor binding; protein dimerization activity. Gene Ontology annotation, cellular component: nucleus. The coding region runs from base 9280 to 14268 and encodes 1662 amino acids. NCBI's taxonomy places the organism in Eukaryota, Metazoa, Arthropoda, Insecta, Diptera, Psychodidae. The transcript is spliced from 15 exons.
UACCUGGAUGAGUGUUGCUAGGGCUAGUGGAAAAAAAGUUGUCUGCAGAAGAGGCUCUCAGAAAUUCGGGGUAUCCAAAAAUUAUUCCCAAAAGUACCCAUUUAAUGUGUCAGAGUCAUUUCUUGUGAAUUUCCUUGACUUUGAGAACUAUUUCUGACUCUCGGCAACAUUGUGUUUUAUUUCUUUGGCAGUUCCACUUGUUUUGAUAUCUGCUCCAUCGAUUAAUGAAUUCUCUAACAAUUUUCACGUUCUUCUACUCAAUUGACGCUUAAUGGCAACAUUUGCAUUAUUCCAUCAGAAAAUACUUACUGAAUACUCUAAAAAUAGUUUUUUUCGGAUAAGGGGCUUAAAGUGAAAGAAAGUCUGUAAAUUGGCCAAUUUCAGUAAUUGAAUGGCUCGUAAUGCACGGAAUUAUUUGGAAGUAAACUAGUAGUAAUUGAUGAGAAAUGAAUUUAGGCAAAAAAUUACACCAUUGAACUUGCAAAUUCUAAAUUGGAUUCAACGUGUAGUUCAACUUAAUUAUUUGCACAUGUGGCCAGGAAGUAUUUCAUGGUUCAAAUUCCACAGAGUAAACUAUUUAGAAUUAUCAGAGAUAGUGGUAAAACGGUGUGAAAUAGAGACUUGGACCCCAUAUUUGACCUUCAUAUCACUAACAUGACCUUCAACCUUUUCCCCCCAAAAACAAGUUCUCUUGAACCAUUUUGUAAACGCGUCGUGAGAUUAAGAAACAAAAUUUUUUUUAAUUUCAGAGAGGUUAUCUGGACAGAUUUUUCGCUCACAUAUAACCUAAUACAUAAUAACCUAAAACUAUUCCGUCUAACGAUUUCGCAAUGUCAAAGGGAACAGUCCUAGAAAGGAAAUUAAGGAGACGAUAGGAAUGAAGUUGUAAAAUCAUUUAAAAGAUCCUUAGAGUCGGAACAAGUUUGAUUUGGUUCCUUUCGUUUCCAACUAUUGAUAUUUAUAAAAUUGUACUAUUUUGACCUGCAAAAUCAUGAAAAGGUUCUAAAGUGGGUUUUAAAUUCGUUCAAAUUGAUUUUUAAGCUUUUAAAAUUAAAUUAGAUCGAAAAGAAACUCAGUUAUAGAAGGUUGGACUGUUUUACAAUAUUGUGAUUGUUUUUACAACAGUCUAAAAAGUCUAAAAAGACAUCCAUGUAUAACAUGUUUCAUCUAAGUAUUGGCUCUUUAGAAUCAUUUUAAAUUCUUGGGAAAAAAAGUGCGGAUUAAUAAAUAUGUGCAGAAUUGUAAAUUUUAAAAUUCAAAAUGAUAAAUUUAAAUUUUCGUUUAUUAAAAGAAUAAACCACAGUAUAGCGUUCAAGUUCAACCCUCUAAUAAAUCCGUUGCAAAAGUUAAAUAGCAGUAAAGGAACAAAAGAAAAGGAUAAAGACAGCAAUGCGUGGGCCUAGAAUUAAAACAAUUCGGAAUACUCGUCAGGCAGCGUCCUGGGAAAGAGAAUUAAAUAGAUUUACUCCUAUAAUGAAAAUUGUUUGAAAGAAUAUCUUCUGCAUCUCCCUAGGCAAUAAGAAUUUUCUAACAUUUACAAAACCAUCUCCGGAAGAGGAAAAUCAGGAAGAUACGUGAUUGUUAUUGGACGAUACAGAAAGAUAUUUUGCAAAAAUGCCACUUGAAUUUGAAUGUACGGUUUUAAAAUUUAUUAAUAAUAUUUUCUGCGAAAUAUGGAUUUCAAUUUCAGUUAAAAUUAAUUAAAAAGAUAUGACAAAGCCUUUCAGCUUUGCAGAAUGCUCGAACACACGAGAUUGUGCUCUCCUUGGAUUAUUUUUUCACAUGGUCAUUUGGUACUUACUGGUCUACUAGAGAUCAAAUUGAUUCACAUAUCAUAGAAGCAAUUCAAAAUCGGAAAUUGAUAAAGAAGUGGUCUUUCUAGAAUGUUCUGGCAUGAGUUACAAGAGUUAAAAACGAGAAAGAUAGGUUAUUCGCGGAUAAUUAACCGAUUCAUUAUAGAUUUCAAGGCCUUUCCAAAAAAUCUAAAAAUGUUUAAGCUUCAGGACGGUAACAAAAUAAAAAAGGCGGUUUACUCUCUCUGAGUUCGAGUAAUAAAAAAUGCUGAUCAAAAAUUACAACUGGACAAAAUUUAGAAUAGUAUUUUUUACUACUAUCAAUCAUAUAUAUUGAACACGAGUUAACAACACUUUGAAGCUAUCUAAAACCUGAAAUUUGUCCACGAUUCUCCACUAAACUCGAAUAAUUCGUAUUUUUAAAAGAAAGUUACUGAUUUUAGUUAUUAUGGGGCUCAUCUCCCUGAAAGGAGUAAAAUUUGAAAUGUUGCGAAAAAUCAAACUGAUCUUUUGGAAACCGAUUUACCCUGUCCUACGCUCGAAGUCUGUAUUCAUUUAAAAAGUCACAAGUAAGUCAUAAGUUGAAGCAUUCUGCAAAAUGCUUUCACUUGGUCAACCCUUUCUUUUACGGAAGGGAAAUCAAUCUUUGGCUAUGAUGAAGGAAAGAACAACCCUGAAUGAUUUAUUAGAAAAUAAAUUACGUUUUCAUAUUAUUAGCCAGUAGCAAACUCCUUCAGCUAUUUCAUAUCAUUCUCAUAUAUUGUUUUCUUAUUUCGUUCUCAACUCCACCAUAUGAGUUUUCCUCCCUGAAGGUUUUUCCUUAUAGUCGAUUAUUUAUAGUUUUAAUGUUGGAGAAAAGAAUUGAUGAAGAAAAUUGGGUCAGGAUAUGAUCGGAAGUGAAGCAAUUUUACUCCCAAUUAAUUUGAUCUCAAUUGAAUUAUUUGGGUGGGGUAUGGAUUGUGGUAAAUUCCAAUGGGAGAUUCCUUCUAUCGCCAAAUGACGCACUGUCUUCUGACACAAAAACUUAUAGGAUUUACUGUCUCUAAUACUUUUGAGUGCUUUGAAGAGACACUUUUUUUUGCUCAAUUGUCUCGAAAUAGAAAAUUAAACAUGAGUUUGAAGAUGAAGAAACCCAGUGGCUAUUUUUGGCAUUAAAAUUUCUUUUUGAAACCAUUCACUUUUGAGUGUCGUUGAGGAAAUUUCAGUGUUCGUCUUAUGUUGAAAAUUCCUCAACACGAAUUUCUCACUCUCUCUGAAUUAGUGAAUGCUGAAAAAUUUUUGCCAACGCAUCUCUGUGUCAUUGUGAACAUUUUCCAUUUGCAUUUUCAUUUGUGUUUGUUGGCAAUUUUGUCUCAUUUUCCAUCUUCCUUUUCAGCACCAAAAAUAGAAUCCACUUCAGAAGAGAACACUUUUUCACUCUUCCAACUUCUAUAAAAGUUUUCUAAACAUUUUUUAAAUGAUUUUUACAAUGAAAUUAUCGCAGAAAUCAGUCAAAUAUAUGACAAAACUUUUUUUUAUUGCUUGAACUCAACAGAGCAAGAGACAUAACACCACUAUUUUUUAUAUUUUCGCCUUCUAUUUUUAACGACGCGUUGUUAGUCUGUCGGUUGGGCUAGAGCAAAACAGUUAAAGAUAGUGACUUUGGGUCUUUGAGGAUAUCUAUCUAUAAUUUGACUGUCGCGUCAAAUUAUGAUCGCAAGUUUUCCAUAAAACUUACCUGUUUUGCCGUUUCAUUUCUCUUGUAAAAUGUUGGUCGAAUGGAUAUAGAAUUGAAGUCAACAUACUAUCUUGGGGUAUUUUCAAAGACGUUUGUCAUGUGUUUGCUGAAUUGUAAGAAAAAAACAAAUAGAAAAGUCCUCUUUCAAUAAAAAUAUUGGUUAUUUUACAAAAUUAAAAAGUUUUUGGCAAACUUGUAAAAAAUCUUAUAAACUUUUCCGAGUACAAUUUUUCUCGUUGCAAAAUUCAUCUCUUAAAGAAGCAAAGGAAUAUCUAAUGAUAGAUGGUGUUUGUAUGUGGAGUCUCUACAGUUCUUCAGGAAAUUUUAUCCAUCUCUCUUCCAUCCAUUUCAUUCCUUUUUUUCCCUCAGUUCUCAUUCGACUUUUAAAUCAUUCCUUCAUGCUCGAAUUUUCUCAUUUCACACACAAACAUUCACCCAUAAACAUUGCAAUUACAGAAUGUUUGAGAUGAUCACCAGAAGCGUCUUGGUAAUCCAUUGACCCUCCCGCUGAGGUCCUUAACACGAUUUUUCACCAUUUGUUUUUGGUGCGUUUUUCUGCUUGUGUUUUCCAUCGGAAAAGCUCUCCCGAAAGUUGCGCAAAACACCAAAACUCCAUCUCAGUUGUUCUCCUCGAAUUAGUUCUCUCACAAUAUCUUGCUGGCAAUGUCCAAAAAUGCGAGAAAAAAGGCAUUAUAGCCAAAAAGGAACAAAAAAAAAGAAAUUGAAUGAAAAUGGUGAAAAUCUCAAAGUAAAUCUACCACCAACUGUGAGUGUCUUCCUGUUGUGAAAGGAAGGAAGGAAGACAUUGAUAAUGACGAGAAACUCAAUAAAUCCAUUCCUCCAUCCACAAAAUGUCUCUGCAAGUGCCAUUGGAAAAAUUGCUCUCUUUUUCUCUCUAUUUUCACUUUUUGGCGAUAUUUUCUCAUGACUCAUUUUCACACAUAUAGUCAGACUGAGUGGCUCUAAAUAUUUUUGCGCACAGAUAUGUGAAGCCAAUAGGUGGGGGAUAAGAUAUAGCUUCGUAUGGCUCAAUGAUUAGAUAGAGAUGAAACUGCUAGAAUUCCUAGUUUAAGACUUUUUAAAGUUUUGAUCUAUUCUGAAACGCCAUUCUAAGUUGUUUUAAUAUUCAAAAAUACAAUUUUGAGUUACUAUAAAUUAAUCUGCAAGAAUUUGUCUAAACUUGGAUCAUGCGCUGCGCACAAAGUAUUUCAGUAUUAAGGCAAUAAUUCAACACGCUCCAUGAGAGAUGGAUAUUUCAAAAUUGGUUUGAAAAUAUAAAAUGGUUUAGUAAUGAACUGCCACUUAUAUUACAUUUAUAUGACUUUUUAACAUGUUAUUUAAUAAAGUUAAGGUUAAUAUAAUCAGGUCGAAUAUAUGACAAUAAUAAUAAUAAAAUAAUAAUAAUAAUGGUGGCAUAACGCUCCAUAGAGGAAGUUAGGCCUUCCCGCAAAGGGAGUUCAGAACAUUCAUUAUUAUUUUUUCUUAUACAGGGAUGGGGUUGUCAGUUGUCAGUCCCAUGCCUCGUGGAAUAAAGUGAACUGAAGCUCACUUGAUGCAAUUCGAGCAUAAAUAACGGCACAAAAAUUCCUAGUGAUCUACAGGAAUUCGAACCUGAGACACCUGCGUCAUAGAGCAAUUGCUCUACCACUUGAUCCAUCAGUCACUCGGGGUGGGUUAAAGUUAUAGUACUCGCCCUAUGAUGUAAGUGUCCUGGGUUCGAAUCUAAUUUGAGUCAUCUGGAUCUUUUUUGGCAUUAAAUUUAUUUAAAUUGUAUUCAAUGAGCGUCAAUUCACUUGAUUUCCCGAAUCAUGAGACUGAAAACCUCAUCCCUGUAUCAGGGAAAUAAUAAAGAACAUCUACAAAUCUUAUAUUCAAAAAGGCAUAGCUCUUCUAUAGAAUAUGUCAGCAUUAUUAUUAUAUUUUAGAAUUCAUUUGGGCCAUAUUGACGUUUUUAUGUUUAUUAAUUUUUUUAUUCCCUGUUGUAUUAAUUCCUUAUGAGUAAUAACUUUUGUGUUGUAAACAUGUUUUUGACAUUUCAAUGAAAGUGAAUAAAUCAAGUUCUACACAGUAAAAAAUUGUGUGAGAAAUAAAGUUGUGUAUUUGAAAAGUUGUGUAAAUUCACAAGCAAUAUGGUUGUAAAUUGUAAAAUUACUAUCAUAGUGGUGGUACGAUACUAACAUAAUGCUAGUAAAAUUAUGUAUUGUGUAAGGAAAUUUGUGUAUUGGAAAAUUUGUGUGAGAACUGUCAAAAUUCCAUUGUUUACUAUUGCAACUUUUCUAAGAUUUGAGAUAGAUUUUGCAUUUUUAACUGCCUAAUUGUCUUCUGGAAUCAUUCAUUGGAUUCUUAAAAUGUGCCUCAGUCGUGAAAAAUUAGGAAUAAUUAUGUAAUAACAGAAAACACAGGAAGCAUCAUGUAAAUUAGAAAAAUUGACGAUGCAACUCUUGGCCAUUUGCUGAAGAGAAGUAAGCAAGUCGGUAGCGCAGGCAGAAAACACGAGACCAUCAACGCAAAGAUUAUGGGUUCAAGUCUCAGACUCUCUCUUAUUUUUUCCUUUUUUUAUUCUUUUUUUCUUUUUUUUUCUUAGUUUAAUACCGAGACAUAUCACAGAUAAUACAAAUAAACCGAACAAAAUUGCUCUACAAUCAAAAUUAUAGACAGGAAGCCAUUUUAUAAAAUUGAAAAUACACAACUUUGCCAAUACACAACAUUUCCAAUACACAAAAUUUACAACCAUAGCGCUCGUGCAAAAAUUACCAAUCGUAGUGGUUGUAAAUUUUUUUACUGUGUAGUUAUCUCGCUUGCUCUUAGACCUAGUACAAAAGAAGAUUUGUUAUGUAAACAUAUUUUUGACAUUUAAGUGAAAAUGAGUGUGAUCUAAAUCUAGUCAUCUCGCACUUUCUUAUAGACAGUUUCGAAAACAUGUUUACAAAACAAAAGUUAUUGUGCGUUGGGCAUUAUGAGCGGAUAACAAGAAAUUUUGUUAAUAAACAUGUUUUCAAAAUUUUCUAUAAGAGUGAGCGAGAUGACUAGAUCUAGAUUUCACUCACUCUCAUUGAAAUGUCAAAAACAUAUUUACAAAACAAAAGUUAUUGUGUGCUGGGCAUUAUGGGUCAUUUCCGGGCAUUAUCGACCGUAGGGAAAUUAUUUAACUCUUAUAGUAUCAUUAAAAAAUAUUCUAUUAUACAAAAAAAAAUGUGCGAAGCCUAUAAUAAACUUUUUUUAUUCUUGCAAUGUAUCCAAUAACAUGUGACAAUUUAAUUGAAUUCCUCAAAAACAAGUUCUAUUUUGGUUUCGAUUGUGAAGUAGAAAUUUUUGUUAGACAUAUUGUGUCUGUUAUCUUGAACUUGUUCGCAGGGAUUUGUGGAAUUCACAGGCAAUAUUAGUGACUGUAAAUGCAUAAUUUUGCGUAUUUCUUGUUUGGCUGCCUUCUUGAGAGAUUGAAAAAAGACCACGUCACAAAUUAUAAUGACAUAUCGCGAGUAAAUUUGAUAGAUGAGACGUCAAUGUCAAUAAUAUGUGCUAUUUUUAGCUGCGUAUGAGAUAAAAUAUCUUUUUUUGAGAAAUUCUCCCCAGUCUGAUUUUUCGAUUGGUGCAUUAACUUUGAAUAUUUUCGUGGGUGAUCAGUUUUUUUUUUACAUUUUUUGUAUUUCUACUGGGGAAAUUAUUUAUUGGAAAAAAUUUUCCCAUGACACCUUCUUAUACAAAGAACCCUGAUUUUCUAUAAUCUCUUGAGACAUUCUAUCAUCAUAUUUAUGCAUUCAUGUCAACAAUGUUGAACUUAUUGGAUAGAUCUUAUCACAAUCAAACAAUAUUUUCUACGUAAUUGAGCACUUUGAGUAUAAUGUGUGGCUGUCUUAGAAGACACUCUACAAAUUAUCAAUCUCGGUGGUAUAAUGUUCGUUCACAUUUCCAUUAACGACUUUUCUGGGUUGUUUUUCGGCUCUGGAGGCAUACGAUCAAUUGGCCUUAUAUUUUACACAGCUAUUAAAUGUCAAAUAACAUUAAUUUUUUUUUUCGUCUUAUGCGAUGUUUAUGUUGAUAAAAGUGCGAGACAGAGGGAAAGGUAUUUAAGAUACAAGGUGACGUUUGUUGUUUUUUCUCCAUGCGUAUUAAUUUUAUCAGAGUAUCAUUGUAAAAUAGUGCGAAUUUUUAUUUGAUUAUCUGUCACCUGUUUUUUUUUUGUUUAAAUUACAUUGUUAGAAAUGGGAAGAUAAGUGUCCUUUGAAGGGAUUAUGCUGGUCAUCCUUUUCUCAAAUGCAAAUCUCUGUAGGUUUUCUGGAUGAAAAAUCAUCUGAAUGUGUUUAUGGUGUAAAAGAUAGAGACACACGAUGGAAAAAGGCGAAAAAAGAUUGCAGCUACAAGAUUAUAGGAGUCAUUGAUGCGAUAACCUUGCGACGACAAAUGAAUUUGUAAUAUUUUCAUUGCUUCACACUUCUUCACGCUGGAAUGGGAAAAUAAAAGUGAGGUCUCUCGGGAAAAUUGACAGCAUUUUUUUUGGUUUGGGGAAAUAGAUUAUUUUGUUUAAAACUAUUUUUAGAUUUUUUUAAUUAUAAACUUAUUGUCGUUGGGAAAGGUAGUUUUUUUUAUCUAAAUUGAGAAUUAGAAACAUUUGAUGCACCCUGUAGUUUUAUUAUUAUUUAGAUGUUAUUUAAUGUGAAUAAUAUUUUGGGUGCUUUUGGGAAUAUGUAUGUUGAGCUUUUCUAGCAAUAAAACUAUUCAGCUCAUUCUAACAUACACGACCUACACUGUGGAAAAUGGGAGAGAAUAGGAAAGCUGUGGUGCUAUUUUUCUAUGUAUGUAUUCAAGGCACGAAAUAGCAGAAACUUUUGUGUGUUUGUAUGUGUACGUGUAAGAUGACGAUGAUGUAGAAAAACUUGGAAAAGGAGGUGAAGAGCUAGGUAAAACGGUGGUAGACUGUUUAAGAAUUAUUCAAGUAUUGGUGUAUAAAUGUGAGAUUGUGUUGGAUUGGUUGCGCGUGUGUGUCGUCACCAAAAGCUCCCCACUUCUCGUGAUCCACCGACCGGUUGCUCCUACUCACUCUCUCAUGUGACACUGUGCAUCUAUCCAUUGCACUUGACAAUUUUUCUGACGACGCAAUUUCUGCUCCCAACUUCAGUAUGAGUUCGCAUUUCAUAUCGGUUGGAUGGUGGUACAUUUUUUUACACUGUAUCAAUUGAAAAUUGGACUUUAGGGGUACUUCAUUUACCUUUGAUUUUGAGUGGUUGUACAACGUUUUUUUGGGUGUAGGACUCUCUCGUGUUGCGCCCAACUAAACCCAAGGAUAGUGCUAUAUUGAGGUCGGAAAAAUCAAUAGGAAAGGAUAUUGAAUUGGAUUGUGUGGUGGAAACACCAAUUUUCAGUGCUCUUGAAGUUCAGAAAGGCACCAAAAAGGCGACUAGUGAUUAAAACAAAAUAAAAGAAAAAAGAAACAUAAAAGUUUUAUAGAUCAAUUCUAAGGGAGUUGUUGAUAGAUUUUCAUUAAGAAAAAUUUCCCAGUUAGAAAAUUAGGGGGAGAAUCUGAAAAGUGUAGUGAAAAUUGAUGUGUUUUCCCAGUUAUUGCCACUGAAAAAUUUUGAGAUAGUAUGCGGAGACAAGUAUGAAAUUCAAGUGACGUGGAAUGUAUUUUUACAGUGAUGUUAAAAUACAUAAGAAUUUAAUUGCAACUGUAUAACAAAGGUGGCUGGCGUUACAGCGACCACGGAGCGUCCUUCUGCUCCACCAGCGCCUUCACAGGGUCCAUCGCCCGUGCAGCUAACAGAUGAACCCCACAUGUCAAUUGCGGCAGCAGAAAAUGCAGGGCUUGGCCCGUGUGAUCUACCUCUGCCGGAUCAGUGGGUCACCCAUUCCCACACACAAUUGUCACAUCUUCAGUCACACUCCGUCGCCACGACGUCCGCGGGGGGCGUCAUUCCGCUCUCGCUCGCGUCUCCGGCGACCACAGCUGCCCUCGCGGGCCUUCACCAUCACACGACGCCGCAGCAGCAUUCACCCCUGCAGCAGUCGUCAAAAAUAAUGAAUGCCGUGGCGCCGGCUGUGGCGUGCCCGCCCACGAGCGCCGCCACCAAGAAGAUUCGCCGGAAGCAGGAGAAUAAACCACAGUCGCAGAUCAACAAGUGUAACAAUGAGAAGCGGCGUCGAGAACUUGAGAAUGAAUAUAUUGAGCAGCUGGGUGAGUUCCUGCAGAUCAACAAACGCGACAUGACCUCCUGCAAGCCAGACAAGGCGGCCAUCCUCAAUGAAGUAGUGAAAACGUUUCGUACGUUGUUGGAGAAAGGCAGUCGAGAAUUGUCAUCGUCCAGAUGUUCUAAAUGCCCGCCAGACUGUGCUGACUCCUGCACGGUACAUCCCGUUCAGCAGGGCGAUGUGUCCUCGACGGAACCUCCUCUACCUGAGCCCUCAGUCAAUGGUCAGUCACCCGAAAUCUCGGCAUACUUUGAGGCUGUGGAGCACUAUAUCUCAUCAGCUGGAUGGGUACUGCUGGAGAUCAAUGCCGAGGGUAUUAUUGAGUGCGUGACUGAGAAUAUCAAGGACUUGAUUAUGUUCACGCGGGCUGAACUCAGUAGACAGUCAAUCUAUUCGUACCUGCAUCCUGGUGAUCAUGGGAAACUUAGUCCCAUUCUCAAUAAUAUGUCCUUUACGGUUGGCUGGGGUGCCACUGAGGAUGAUUCACAGUCUCCGCAGCAGCCUCAAGUGCCACCGGGGUCAAAUCAGGCUGGAAGUGGCGGAAAGAGGUCGAUAAAGACGCGAAUACGGAUGUUGGUGAAGCAUCCAGAAGCUGCUGGUGAAACAAUUGAGCAGAAACAGCAGCGAAUGGAUAAGUACGAAGAAGUGGUGAUCAUAGCGGCUCCUGUGAAGGAUGAUGGUGAUGAAUGUUCAUCUGUGCUGUGUUUGAUCACACGGCCUGAAGAUGAUGGACCUCUGGAGAAUUCUGGAGCACUUCCACAACGGGAUCUCGAACAAUUGACGCUAAAAAUUGAACCUAGUGGGAAGAUUAUUAAUCUCGAUGCGAGUACGUUAAGGGAGACAUUUGCCCAGAGCCUAGCCAAAGAGCCGCUGAGAUCCAUACAGGAUCUGUGUCAUGUGCAGGAUCAGCAUGUACUGAAGAUGCACUUGAAGGAAGUGCAUCAGGGCACCAAUUCCAUGGCAUAUUCAGCGGCCUAUCGGCUCAGACUAGGUGGUCCGGAAGCCUAUGUUCACGUUAAGGUGACAUCUAAGCUUUUCCGGAGCACCAUUCAUGGCGAGAGUGACUUCAUCAUGGCUGUGCAUACGAUUCUCAUGGAUGGAGACUCUGGUGAUCAGCAAAUGGCACUGAUGGGAGGACCUUCGGGGAUGGGGUCACAUUUGGCAGCUGGAGGAUCCGGAAGUAGUAGUGGUAGUAGUAUGGGAGGACCCCUUAUGACAAGUGUCAUGAACGGAGGGGUAGGAACUCUGCAAGCCUCUGCAGGAAGAUCCACCAGCGUUGUAACUUCCUUUUCGAGCCCUCCAGCCUCCGACUGCAGUAAUUUCUUUGCCACAGAGUCUCUAAUUGACUUUGACAUCCCUCAUUCUACAAUCCUGGACAUGGAUGCUGUGGGAGUGACCUGGGAUACGAGGCCAGACUCCAGGGCCAGUGUUACUCCCGUCAGCACUCCUAGACCUCCCUCUGUCUCAGCCUAUAGUCCUGUAGCUGCUCCUAUUUGUCCUUCUCCUCUGACCUACCACUCAGCUAAUGCUGGUGGCCAGGCAAGUCCUCAGAACAAUAAUAACAGCAGCAGUGUCAACAACAACACCAACGCAAACUUCAGUGGAAACUUCGGUAACUUUCCUGGGGGGUUUGAGGACAAGGAAAAGGCGGGUAUGGAGCAGCAGCAACAGAUGGUAAUUGGGCAGAAUCAUGACUCUGAGAGGCUGAGAAAUCUGCUGACGACGAAGCGGAGUCAACCAAUUGGGGCACCGGGCACAAGUGCCAUGGAUGCAGAUGCAACAGCUCGCAACACCAAUAGGAUUCUCAAGGUGAGUCAUCAGCCAGGAAAAAAGCCCCCUGAGACUCAUCUGAAGUCUGUGUGUGCGCAGGGUCUCCUCAAUGCCGAGGAGGAGAAGGAUGCUGCCAAUCCAGCUUAUGCGAAGAUGAAUGCGGGCACGGCCAGAAUGCCCCAAGGCAGACCCAGGUCGGUACAGGAGAACAAGACCAGCAACAAUAACAUGCUGCUGCAGCUACUCAAUGAUAAGAGUGAUGAUGAUGAUCCGGAAUCGCGAGGGAAUCGUGUGCCCAGUGAAUUGCUGCGUCAGCUGCAAAAAAAAUUGAAUCCCAAGGAGGACACACCGAAGGAACACAAUCAUGCUAAUCAGCAGAUUGGGAAUGAGGAGUUGAUUCAACUGCUGCGAUUCCAAGGCAAUGACUUUGGUAGGAAGCGUUCGUCGAAUGAGCCGGAUGAAGGUGGGGCGGCCAAAAGGUCCGACGAGAAGCCAUCGUUGUUGCGCGAGAAGAACAAAAUGCUGGCAUCACUGCUGGCCAAUCCGUCAAAGGCACCCACCACCGUGCUCCCAUCGACGGCCAUGCAAGUGAAGAUAAUUCCCGAUAUAACGCCGUCCAGUAUUAAUUCCCGGGUCACAAAUACCAGCAAUCAGCAGCAACAUCUAACCAAUAACAACAACACUAUUAUGAGCAACAAUAACACUAAUAGCAACAACCAAAAACAAAUAGUACAACCGUUGAACCAAGUUCGACCGCCUCCGCCAUCAAUUCGUAAGCCUUCCGAUGUCUACCUCAACCAAAUGCCAAGUCAGCAGGAUAUUAGCAAGAAUCAACAGGUGAUGCAACCGCCAGUAUCACAUCCACAAGAUUUCCAAGUGGAAUCAGGGUCCUUCGCUACAUCAACUGCCGUAACUCCAUCCCAGCCCCAUCAAGAGUGGGACCCGGAGCUAUCUGAGAUUCUAAAUGAAGUUAUUGACAUUGUGCCAGACACAAAUUAUCCCGACAAUGAUUUAAAUAAUAUUCUGGGCACUGCUAUUAGUACAAUUGAUACGUCAUCUGUGCCAUCGGCACCAGCUCAGAGUCAGCAUCAGGAUCUCAAUGAGAAGCUAAUGAUAAAUGCCAUUCAGAAGUCACUGAUGCAAUUUGAGAAUAAUUCAGUGUUUAACAGCAGUCCACCGGCAUAUCCGGCUAUGCAUUCCGGACCACCGACAGCCGGUGGUUCUGUUACGACGCACCAGCAGAGUCAGGGAUUCCCAGCGCCACCACCAAUUUACUCACAGCGCUCUCAGCGGAUGCCCCAAAUGAUUCCGGCUGGGCAUCAACAGCAGCAGCAGCAGCAACAACAACUCAAUGUGACGGCUGUGGCAGCGAGAUUUCAGCUAAUGCAGCAGCAUAGGUUGAUGCAACAGCAACAGCAAAAGGAGCAACGUGAGAGGCUGCUACAGCAACAACAGAAACAACAAAUGGUCGUUCCGGUGAAUGCCACAGCAGGAGCUGAUCAGUUGUGCCUAAAUCCCGGGAUGACUAAUAUUGAGUCACUUCUGAACAACACAGUGGCACCAAAUGUAUCUCUUCAGCGUAGUACGAGUGUUGUGUCAGAUGCACAACUCAGUCCUGGUUUUACGCAGCCAAUGAUGCAGCCACAGCAGCAGAAUUCCAAUCAACGAACACCGUUUAGUCCACAACCAAAUCAAGGCUACCAACAGGCGUCUUUUAGUACCAACAAUGGUCAGCGCCUGUCACCGUUGCAACAGCAACAACUCAGUCAACAGCAGCAGCAACAACAACAGCAACAGCAAAUGGGGGGAUUUUCGGGAGGUACUAGCGCCAAUGGAACAGCUCAGUUGUCUCCACGACAACCGCCAUUUGGUGGACAGGGUGCCAUUCAUCAGCAACAAACACCACAAGCCGUUGCCACAUCCGUUCAGCAGCAGCAGCAACAGCAACAACAAUGGACUCAGCAGCAAUCCAAUGUGAGGUUAUCGCUGCAGCAGCAGCAAAAUCCAAUGCUCAAUGCCCAGCUCACGAAUGUGGUCGGCUACAACUCGCGACAAUUCCAGGCGCAACGUCAGCGAUCUCUCAAUUCCCCUGGUACUCCAGUGAGUCGCCAGAACUCCUUUCCUGGUCCCGAAGGCUUUCCCGGACCACCCAGUCCGACACAGACUCCCUACGGAGCAUCUCCAGGCACAAAUGUUGUGCCUGGACAGGCGGGUGUAUUCAAUCAGCAACAACUGAGGAUGCAACGACAAGCCAGUGUGCCUCAGGCCACACAGCAUUUACCAGGAUCCCCGAGGUCUUUUGGCGCUCCCGAUGCCACGGGAUAUGGAAUGAUUUACAACAAUAUGCAACAUGCACAAGGCUCAGGGGGCGAUUUUUAUGGCCGCCCACAGUCCGGGGCUAACAACAACGGCGCUCGUGAGUUUCUACGGGCUCACGUACAGAAUCGUCAGACGGGCCAAGUAAGAACACCCCAAAGUCCGCACAGUGGCAUGGGUCAGAGUCCUCUGGUAGGAAAUCCGGCCAGUAGUGGAAUUCCGGGUGGAGGGGGUGGUACUGGGCAGCAGCAACAAUCACCGCAGCAACAGAUGGGAGCAGCACCUCUUCUCAAUACACCGCCCGAUCAGACAUUGGGUUUUAACUUUGAUAUGUCGCAAUCAGGUGCAGCUCAUGUUGAGGAUAAAUUGUCAUCAAAUUGGUCAACGGAUGAUCAAGUGUCGUCUGGUUUGAGGAUUUCUUCGGAGGGAGUGUCACCCGGUGACCCUAAAAAUUCAUGUCUAUUGCUCCAGAAACUCCUGUCGGAUUGAAUUUUGGCCUGGUGAUGGACAAGAGGACAAAGAACGAAUUUUUUUCUCUAUCGGGAAUGUGACCAGAAAAGAAAAGUGCCGUGGAAAAGUUGUAAGUAAAAACAUUGAAUGCUACAAAGAGUAUAAAUUUGUAAAUUGAAAUUAUAAAAAAAAAAUAGUGAGAAAGAGGAACAGAAAAAAAACAUAAAGAAUUGUGAUGUUUAAACUAUUGGUGAAGAUUGUGGAGAAGGGUGAAAAAGAAACAAUGUUGAAAGUAAAAAAAAAAUGAAAACAGAAGAUAUUUUCAGGAGAUGUAAAUAUAUUUUAAAAUUUUUUAAAUUGUUGACUCUACUAAAAAAAAUUGAUUAAAAAAAUACAAAAAGAAAGUAUAUAUUCUAUAUUAAAAAAAAGAAACAGAAAACAAAUGAAAUGGAAAUGGAAAAAGAGGGAUAAGAGAGUGACAAAAAAACAUGGGUUUUUACAAGUUGGUGGGUAAGGUAGAGUGACAGGAAGAUACCUAAAGAAAAGAUGAAUUAAAUACCUCUAUUUUAGUUCAAAAGAAAAAUUCACAUGAAAGGAAUGUUGAGAUGAUGGUUUUUCUUUUUUUUUUAACAAGAAAUUCACAAUAAACAGACUCAAUGAUUAAUAUUAAAAGUGAAAGAAAGUGAAGUGAAUGGUGGAAGUGUUUAAGAAAAAAAUGAAAAGAUACAAUAUUGACUUAAAAAGAAAAGAAAUUGAAUAUUUUUCUGAUACCGCAAAACAACAAAUAAGUUAAUUUUAGGGUACUAAAUAUAAAAAAAAUGAGGAUGUAUCUUUAUAAACAAAAUGAUUAAAGAAUGUGAAGUGAAAAGUAAAAAAGUAACAUAGUGAAUAUAUAACUUUUUUAAUUGCAAAAGUAAAAGAAAAAUAGAAAGAAAACAGUGAGUUAAAAAAAGUGAAAAGAUGUGUAAAUAGUGAAAAAAGUGGUAAAAGAAAAUAAUAUAUAAUUAUUUGUGAUAUUUGUGAUUUACUAUUAAUUUACGAGAGUAAAGUAAUUGAAAGAUAAAAAAUAAAAGAUAGAAAAAAAAAAGAUUUUAAAAAAUCCACAAAAAAAAUUAUUGAAACAUUUUUAAUAUAAUUUGUUACAAGGAAGUAUAAGUGAAAGAUAGAGUUAAAAAAUACAUUAAUAAUGUGAGAAUAAAAAUAUGUUAAUGACUUAAAAAAAAAUGAGGAAGAGAGAGAGAAAAAUUAAAAAAAUAAUUAUUGAAACCUUAGUUUACCACAUCUCCAAAUCACUUUUUUUUAUUAAAAAAAAAACAAAUCUUUUUCUUUUUUGUUUACUAAAAGAAUGAGCAAAUAGAGCGCGAACACGAUACAGUUGUGUACAAAAAAAACUAAAAAAAAACACUGAUUUAAAGAAAGGAAAGAUAUAUUUAAGAAACAAAACAAAAAAUUACUAUAUAUUGCUAUUAUUGUAAUAUUUAGAAAUAUGAGGAAGGAAAAAAAACGAAAAAAUAAAAUCACAAUAAUUUUAAAAUUUCACAAAUCACACACUAAAAAAAAUGAAAACUAAAUUUUUGACAAAAAAAAAUCAUUCUACAUUUCUAACACUCAACUGUCAAAUAUCUCUUUGUACAUAAUAAAACGUAAAAAGUUGUUUUUUUAUUUUUGUUUUUGUUAGAUUUCAAAAAGAACAAAAAAUGCGAGAGGGAAUAAAACAAUCACAAAAACUGUAAACUAGCAAAAAAAAAAUCUUCAUUAAUUUUCUAUUGAAAUAAAGCAAGAAAAAAUCUAUUGAUAUGGAAAAUUAAAUUAGCAAAAACGGUUUCGCAAUUGAAUUUUUUUUCUUAAAAAGAGAAAAAAAAGUGGAUAAAACAAUGACAAAAAAAUCACGAGAUACUUUCUAUUGCUACAAUUUUAGAGGAAGUAAAAGAAAAACGGUGAGAUUUAGAAAUGGAGGGAGCCCAUAAAAUAACAUUUAAAAUAUAGAGGACAAAAAAACUCACUUCAAAUAUUUUUAGCGUAUUAGAUGAUGUAAUAGAAAUAUUUAAAACAAAUAAAAAAAAACACGUGGAAAUUAAAGAGGUAGAAAAAAAAUGGAAAAGACUGUCUGUGCCCGAUAAAAGUUUUAAAACAAAAACAAAAUCUUUAAUCAAUAUCUCCCUCUUUGAGAGAAAAUGAAAACACAAGCUAUGCAUUACAAAAAAAAAUCGUAAGAAAAAAACGUUGUUACAUUCUUUGUUGUCAAUUUCAGUGCACUGAAAACAAAUAAUUAUCUCAUUGACAAAACAUUUUGUAGAGAACGAGAAACAUGUGUACACAUAACAAUUUCUUACCCAUCUCUCCCCUAAAAUUUUCAUUAUGAACAUUUUCACCGAAUUCCGUAUACGAGAUAAAAUAUUUUAUUUACCUUUCUCUGUUAAUUUAUUUUCCUUAUACAGAUUUUCCGAGAAAAAAACAAAUAUUAAAAAAAAUCACUAGAAAGAGAAAAAAAAUUUUUAUAAAACCUGUUUUUUUAUUCAAAAUAGAUUAUUUGGUUUUGGAAAAAAAGAAAUAAGUGAAUAAAAAAAAUGAGAUGAUUGAGAGAUUUGAACUCAAGAUGAAAAAAAAACAGAAGCAUGUUGGAAAAUCUUCUCUGUCUCUUUCUGUGGAUGAAUGUUGUUAUGUGUGACAAAAAAACAA